Messenger RNA from Solea solea (common sole), 5272 nucleotides. RefSeq lists its product as uncharacterized. NCBI's taxonomy places the organism in Eukaryota, Metazoa, Chordata, Actinopteri, Pleuronectiformes, Soleidae. The record is from RefSeq and is a predicted model, not a curated record. Gene Ontology annotation, cellular component: myosin complex. Bases 643 to 4071 code for a protein of 1142 amino acids. The transcript has 23 exons.
CGUGGCGUUUGAUGCUUCGUCUCUUUUUGAGGAUUUUCCUCCCUGAACUGACAUCCAACACUGAGCGGCCGCCAUCCCAGUGGGACACCUGGAUCCACCUGAAACUCUAAGGAGGCACCUGUUCCUGGGGGAGGAGAUUAUCAGAGCAGGGAAAGUCGUGGUGGUAAAACAAGAGUUUUGUCUGAAAGUGGACUGAGCAGCAGCUACCUGCACAUACUGGGAACCGGCUGUGAACCAUGUACUAAGGAAUGUUUGGAUUUCAGCGGCGUAUCCCAGCCAGUGCAACCUAAACAAGACAAGAUGAACAGAGGAGACGAAGGAAGGCUCUCACAAAGACCAGGCUGAAAGAUUAGGUGCAGUGUUGAAGAAAGAAAGAAAGAAAGAAAGAAAGGGAAAUAUGUUGUGUGAGAGAAACUCUGGGAUCUGAUCCUGCUGCGAAAAUCCACCUGGAACAACCAGAACCAGCUGUGAACCAAGAGAAGGACGAGAGGGGGGAAAAAAAGGAGAAGUGAUUAGGCCUCUACAGUAAGAACAACCGGGCAAGUCGCUACAUCCCCAAACAGGUGAAGUCUGCACAGGGAGGCGGUUUAUAGACUUCACAGAAGCAGCAUUAUCAUCAUCAUCAUCAUCAUCAACAACAACAUGAUGUCUGUGAGGCAGCGCCAGCGUCGCAGCUCGCUGUCUGACGACUCUGAGGAGACCAAUGGGAACCAUGCAGACCCUGGACCAGAGCCAGAACCUGAGGAACUGGACUGGGAUGGCUACAGCACCACACUGGAGCACCGGCUAGCGGCUGAGCAGGAGUGCGUCCAGGCGUCCGAGCAGCGCUGUGUCCAGCUGGAGAAGGCUCGGCGUGAACUGGAGCGGCAGCUGUCGGGCUUGUCCGAGUGUCUGGACGAAGAGAAGGCCUGUUCGGCACAGCUGGUCCUCCAGAGGGACCGGCUGGAGGUGGAGUGCAGCAGCCUGAGACGAGACCUGGACGAGCUGGACAGUGCUCUGACUGUGGCUGAGCAGUGUAAACAGUUGUCAGACGGCGAGUCGAGGAGUCUGUCGGAGCAGCUUUAUCACAAGGACAAGGAGGUGCAGAAGCUCCAGAAGGAGAAGGAACAUCUGGUGGAGCUCAGUCAGCAGGCCAUCGAGGACCUACAGAGCGAGGAGGAGAAAGUGAACCUUCUGACCAAAGAGAAAACCAAACUUCAGAUGCAAGCUGAAAAUCUGGAGUUCCAGCUGGAGCAGGAGCGCCGUCAGCGCGGCGAGCUGGAGAAGAGCCGGAGGAAGCUGGAAGGUGACAGCCGCUGCUCGCAGGACAGUCUGGGAGAGAUGGGGAAGAUGAAGAGCGGCCUGGAAGACCUCAUCAAAAGGAAGGAACUGGAGAUCACCAGCACCAGCUCCAGGCUCGAGGCAGAGGAGGCCCUCAACAGUGGACUGCAGAGGAAGAGCAGGGAGCAACAGGCUCGCAUUGAGGAGCUGGAGGAGGAGCUGGAAGCAGAGCGGGCCAUUAGAACUAAGGUGGAGAAGCAGAGGACAGAUCUGACCAGAGAACUGGACGACCUCACUGACCGGCUGGAGGAAGCAGGCGGGGUCACGGCCUCACAAAUGGAGGUGAACAAGAAGCGCGAGGCUGAGCUGCAGCGUCUGAGGCGAGACCUGGAGGAGUCUUCGGUCCAGUCUGAAGCUCUGGCUGUGUCUCUGAGGAAGCGCCACAGCGACGCCAUGUCCGAGCUGAACGAGCAGUGCGAGGCUCUGCAGCGCACCAGGGCCAAACUGGAGAAGGAGAAGCAGAACCUGAGGAUGGAGGUGGACGAGCUGGCCGCGUCACUGGACAAUCUGCAGAAGGCUAAGAUGUCCUCAGACAGCCAGAUGAAGAAGCUGGAGGAGCAGCUGUCAGACGCCAACAGGAGAGGAGACGACCUGCAGAGGGCGCUCACUGAGCUCAACGUAGCCAAGAACAGACUCACAGCUGAUAACGCAGACAUCAGUCGACAGAUGGAGGAGGCCGAGAGCAGAGCCAGUCAGCUGUCACGCUCCAAAACUCUGCUCCAAGCCCAAGUGGAGGAGCUGAAGAAACAGCUUGAUGAGGAGGUGAAGAGUAAGCAGGCGUUCAGCAGCAGUCUGAGCUCAGUGCGGCAGGAGUGCGAGGUUCUGAAGGAGCAGCUGGAGGAGGAGCAGGAGAGCAAGCAGGAGCUGCAGCGUCUCGUCUCCAAACUCAACAGCGAGGUGACGCACUGGAAGACGAAGCACGAGUCCGAAACCAUCCAACACUGUGAUGAGCUGGAAGAAACCAAGAAGAAGUUGGCGACGAGAUUGCAGGAAGCUGAGGAAGCCGCGGAAGCCACACAGGCCAAAUGCUCAUCAUUAGAGAAAACCAAACAGAGGCUGCAGGGGGAGGUGGAGGAUCUCUGCAUGGAUCUGGAGAAGGCCAGUGCAUGCGGCCAGACUCUGGAUAAGAAGCAGCGGGUCCUGGAGAAGCAGCUCGGAGAUUGGAAGCAGAAGUGUGAGGAGCUGGUGGCCGAGGUGGAGAGCUGCCAGAAGGAGAGCAGGCAACACGCCAGCGAGCUCUUCAAGCUCAAGACGGCACAUGAAGAGACGCUGGAGCAGCAGGAAGCUCUGCGCAGGGAGAACAAGGCCUACCAGGAGGAGAUAGCAGACCUCACAGACCAGCUGUCAGACGGAGGUAAGAGCGUCCAUGAGCUUCAAAAGGCAAAGAAGAAGAUUGAGAUGGAGAAAGAAGAGUUACAGGCAUCGCUGGAGGAAUCUGAGGCGGCGCUGGAGGCUGAGGAGACCAAAGUGUUGAGGCUGCAGCUGGAGUUGUCUCAGGCUAAAGGGGACCUGGAGCGCAGACUGCAGGAGAAGGAGGAGGAGUCUGAAGCUGCAAGAAAAAUCCACCAGAGGGCGUUAGAGUCCCUGCAGGCCAGUCUGGAUGUGGAGGUGAAAGGUCGAGCAGAGGGACUGAAGCUUAAGAAGAAACUGGAGGCCGACAUCAACGAGCUGGAGCUGCAGGUCGACCUGCUCACUAAGAACAACACAGAGCUCAACAAAAACAGCAAGAAGAUGCAGCAGCAGAUCAAGGAGCUGCAGGUUCAGCUGGAGGAGGAGGUGCGGAGUCACGAGGAGCGCAGGGAGGAACAGGCAGCUGUGGAACGACGCUGUGCUCUACUGGUCAGUGAGGGCGAGGAGACUCGCGCGGCACUGGAGAGCGCAGAGCGGGGGCGCAAGGCCAUGGAGACAGAGCUGCAGGAAGCCGGCGAGAAAUACAGUGACCUCAACAACCAGUUCCAGUUGGCUCUGAGCGGCAGGAGGAAGCUGGAGGUGGAUCUCCAGACUCUGCAGCAAGAGCAUGAGGAGCUUCAGGGAGAGCUGAGAGGAUUCACAGACAAGGCCAAGAAGGCCAGCAGUGAGUUGGCCCGAGUCGGGGAGGAGCUGCGUCUGGAGCAGGAGCACACCCUCCACCUGGAGAGGGUGAAGAAAGGUCUGGAGGCUCAGAUCAAAGAUAUGAGCAGCAGGCUGGACGAGGCCGAGCAGAUGGCUCUGAAAGGCGGGAAGAAGAUCAUCCAGAAGCUGGAGGGAAAGGUGAAGGAGCUGGAGCUGGAACUGGACUCGGAGCAGAAGCGGCACGCUGAGACCGUGAAGACGCUGCGGAAAAACGAGCGCCGGUUGAAGGAGCUGCUGUUCCAGUCGGAGGAGGACCAGAAGAACCAGCAGAGGAUGCAGGAGUUGGUGGAGAGGUUGCAGAACAAGAUGAGGGCCUACAAGAGACAAGUGGAGGAGGCUGAGGAGCAAGCGAACAUGAACCUGGCGAAGUACAGGAAGACCGUCCAUGAGCUGGAUGACGCUGAGGAGCGGGCCGACAUCGCAGAGUCGGCACUUACCAAGAUCCGAACCAAGAACAGAGGCAGCUUCGGCAAAGGACACUCCUCUGGUUACAGCACGCCGUACCCCGGCAGGGUCAGGUCACCAAGCUCCGCAGGGUCCGAGGGCAGAGGUGAGAAGAUCCUCAACGACGACAACGAGUCGGUUAACUCCCUCAUCCCGGCUUAUCUCAAUUCCCUCAAGAAGCUCAUGAUCGAUUAGACACCUGUGUCACCGUCUACGUCAUAUGAAGUUUGAAACAUCAGGGAGGCGGAAACUGUAGAUUCACAACACGUUCAGGUCACUGGGAUGUGGUGCCUGUUUGUGAGUACUGUACAUUCCCAUUGAACUUUAUUUGAAAUAUUCUCAUUUGUUCCUCUUUGUGUUAGGAAUGCAGUCAGUAUAGGAUCACAGCUUUAAUUGCGUAACGUAAAUCCUCACACACUUUACGUCCACUUAAUUAUAUAAUGUAUUAUUUGUAUGUGAAAACUAAUUGAAUAUGGAAAACUGCUCGGUAAGUUCCACCACAAAAGACCAAUAAUGAGGAAUCAAUCAGGAAGAAAAUUUGCCAAAUGUUUUUUUAUCCAUUUUUUCCAUCCAAAAAAAAAAAAAAGAAUCUGUCUCACUGUGUUUUAUUGUGAGUAAUAAUUGUAUUAACUAAUCUCAUAAGGCUUAUUAAUGAAUUAACUACUGUAAAUCAGUACAGAUUUGGAGUACCCAGAAAAGGCAGCUCAGUUAACAUAAACAGUUUUUGAUCAAAAAUACUGUAAAAUGUGUUAUUCUUAAUUCUUCCUGGACUGAAAUUGGCUAAUUUUUUGUCCAGAGCACAGACUACACAACAUAUAUGUUACCUGAGUCACUAAAACACACAAAUUAUGACCUAAUUCCACAGGCUAAGUGGUUUACGUGAUAUCAUACUUCAAAUUGGCAGCAGAAAGAAAAAACUGCGGUUAGCUAACCAAAGAUGCUGCCUGUCUGCAAGCUAGCUAGUUAACUAGCUAACUGUUGUUUAUUAAAUGAAUACACAAUUCUGUUGGUUGUAACAUACAGUAAUAUACUGUAUGAGUAACUAGCUUUUUUGUCUUGCUAGUACAGAGGAACGCCGAGGCUAACAAAGGCUAGUACUAUGCUAGUAAAUUAACCAUAUGCAUUUAGCAGAUUUAUUAAGUUAACUUCUAACAGUUUAUAGCUACAUGAAUCCAGUCAGUCAGUGUUACCAAGUAAAAAACAAGGUGCCAUCAACACACAUGUGUUAUUAUAGGUCAAUAUAUUUUGACUGUUUUCUAUUAAGUUAGUGUAUUUGUUUGAGUGUUAUUGUUUGUUUUUUAACCACAUCUUUAUAUCACUGUUUAUUCUGUAACAAAUCAAUUUAUUGUUGAAUGUGAAAAUGUUUUUUAAGAAAUUAAAAACUUUUUUCAUUUAA